Molecule: messenger RNA, 2637 nt
Organism: Rotaria sp. Silwood1
Lineage: Eukaryota; Metazoa; Rotifera; Eurotatoria; Philodinida; Philodinidae
Source: the annotation of a GenBank genome assembly
AUGGUUAAAAUGUUUCUAGAUUUAGUUGGGGACCACUAUAGUUUUACAUCCAACCCAAUUCAAGUACCUGACAACGAUCCACUCGAUAAUUGUUCUUCUGACUCGCAUGGCACUCAUGUUGCUGGAAUCGUUGCUGCAAAUGCCACAGGAAUAUCUCAAACUGGUUACAUACCAGCUGUGCCCUUUCUUGGUGUCGCUCCUCAGGCAACUCUCGGCGCAUGUAAUGAUGGUGCCCAAGGUGUUCAAACAGGCAUUACUCCAGCUAUUUCAUUGGGUGCAAUCGCAGUAGCUUCAGUAGACAGUUCACAAUCAGUUGGGUACUACAUAAUAGCACCUGAUGGUAAGACAAUUUCCUAUAUUCCGGGCACUGCUUUUGGCGGUUGGCAAUCCAUUACAAAUUCGACUAUCGUCGUUAACGAUCCUCAAGCCACAGUAAAUGAUGGGUGCAAUGGUCUUGCAAAAUCUGUUGUAGGCGUUGUUGUUCUGUUUAAGCGUAAUAUUGAGGAUACAUGUGGUACAGUACUUCGAUGUGACACAGCAGCAGCAGCCGGUGCAACCGGCUGUCUUGUAUACAAUAGUCUUCCAGGGACAGGAUCAUCAUCUAUUCCAAGUGGAAUCAUCACCUUAGACGAUGGUCAACUCAUUGUUGCAAUAAUAGCAGGAAAUCCCUCAGCUGUAUUUACAUUCACCAAUAUAAUUGCAAUUCCAUCAAUCAAAGUUGAUGAUAGUGCAAGAGAUGAAAUGAAAGAAAAAUUUAACAUAUUAGUUCAACAAUAUGUUAAAAUUUUACAAUGCUUAGAGUUUGUUGAUAAAGAAACCAAAGCUAGUGCUUCUGAUAAUUAUAUCAGUGAUAUAAAGAAAAAUAUAUUGCAAUUGAAGGAGCUACAUGGCAAGCCAUCAUAUACGAUCUGCAUUGUUGGCUUAGAAAAAGCUGGGAAAUCAACAUUUGUCAAUGCACUUCUUGGUUAUGAACUUUUGCCAACGGCAAGUGAACGGUGUACUCAGAUACGUACCGUGCUCAAACCACCACUUGAGAAUGGUGAUCAGCAGCUGUUUGCCACUGUCAAGUUUUACGAUGACCAGGAGUUUCAUUUAUUCUUUGGUAAAAUGACAAAGAAAACAGAUGAAAAUCCACAACAGUUGCAACAACGUAAAGAUCAGGUGAUUCAAGCACGAGAAAUGUUAAAAGCUAAAUUUCCAGAAGAACAUUUUCGUAUUACUGACCUCAAUGAUGCAAAAAGAGAGCGUAUGGCUAUUAUUAAAUACUUACAUAAUUAUAUAACUGGAGAAUUGUAUGUUAAUAUUAUUAAGGAAAUUGCAAUUUAUACGGAUAAGCUACCAGGCAAGAACUACGAACUUCUAGAUGUUCCUGGUUUUGAUUCUCCCAUUAAAGAACAUCGUGAUGCUGGCUUACAAGCUAUAAAAACAGCCGACGCUUUCCUUUUUCUUACCAACGGUCAACAACCAAGUCUAACUGAACCACAGAUCCGUCUUCUCCACGAAAUUCAACAAAAUCACUUUGAAGCAAUGCAACGUGCGUUCGGUAUCAUCACCAAACUUGACUUAUGUCAAACUCCAACAAUCUAUCAAGAACAUUAUGAUAAAGCUUCUACUGAACUCAUUGAUAAACAUUUUAAACCAGAACAUAUUUAUGCUGCCUGUCCACGGAUACAAAUUCUGGAUGAAAACUCCGAAGAAUUUCGUGUUAUUAAUCGUAAACUACAUAGUUUUGGUGGCGAUUUGGAACAAGGAUUUGAACGAAGUAAAGAUGGUCUCAAUAAAUUUAUUGAAUUUGAAUUACCGAAAACACAUUUGAAACAACUAGUUAAUUUGGGACGGAUGCGAUUGGUUCGACAUGUGUUGGAACGACUUGAUAAAAUCAAGCAAACUCAACUCUGGCCACAGAAUCUGGCUAUGACGUCAAUUGAUGAGUAUAUUAAACAACACAACACCGAGAAUUGGGACCAAGUUUACUAUGAAUAUAUCUUUCAACCUGCUUUUGCCAAAGCCAAUCACUGGCAUACUACUAUUGUUACUAAAGAACGUGCAAAAUUUGUCGAUAAUGUUAAAAAGAAAUUCCAUGACUCUUUUCUCGACCUUACCGACGAAUUUCUUAAAUGCACACAUCCCAUUGAACAACUGAUGUUUGAAGCACAUGGUUACUCAAAACUUCAGUUGAAUUCACAUCCAACAGAUAACGAUGUACGCGAAAGACUAAGUAUUGAACUAGAGAAAAUUGUUGGCCAAACAUCAAAUAUUCUUGCAGAACAUUUCUAUCAUCAAUAUAUCUGUGAACUGGAAAAUAUUCUCAAUGAUAUUUGCCCACAAUUGAAAGAUUUAUAUCGUACAAAGUUAACAUUGGAAAAGUGUACACAUGAAACAUAUGCAUUAAUUCUAAGAGUUUGUCGUCCCGUAAUUAUGGCAACUCUGAGAUAUUCACAUUUAGAUUUGCCCGUUAAACAGGAUGCAAUUAAUGAAUUGAUCUAUAUUGCGCCGACUGUAGCAUUUAAUAUAGCGAAUAUUCCAGAUCAAGAUGGUGAUGUCGGAAUACUUGGUAAGGAAAUACCCAAAUCAGCGGAAUUAUUGGCUAAUAGAAGUGAGAUGACAACGUCGCUUAUUAAAACACUUUUCAAAUAA